AGCGAUUGCAGUCGGGCAAGCCGACAGCCCGUUGAAAAUCAACCGUUCGAUCGGUUCCGAUUCACUCCCCACAGCCUUUGCAUCAAUGCCGCUUGACGAGACGCUUGACCUUGCAUCUGAAGAACCCCGGGGGAGAAGCAAUGGGGACUCCGGGGUUGAAAGGAACCCACAGGUCACUGGGGAAGCAACGCUGCUGAAGGAGCUUGUGGCCGAACUCAGAGCGCUGAACGAAAAUAUUGGGCAACUCGGGCACUUGAAGGACCUCAGUGACCAGCUCCCUCGCAUUCAGUCUAUUCUGGACGAAGCUUACCCCCAACGUCCCCUUCAGCAGCAUGCACGACCGGAAGCUGGUGUCGAUCAGGAGACUCAGGACAAGGAAGGGACCAAUGAGGCUGGCGAGAGCGGCGAACUCGCCCAAGAACCCCCGCAGCAGCAAUCGCCUCAAGAACUUGAAGUCAACCGGGACGAGGCAGAGAUUGGUGGUGGGGGAGAGCGCAGCACGCUUGACCACCCACGACGCAAAGUCGGGGAGAAAGUCGUGCCCGAAAUCGAGGCACAGAGCGAUCCUUACCACGGAGACACCGGUGAGGACGACAAUAACAACCCAUCAGCCAGCAUUGAUUCACGGCGUCAGGGAGAGUUUGAUACGAUGGUCGCGCUGGACUCCAAGUUGUUACCAUCACCCGAGUCCUUAGUUUCCAUCCGCCAACGUCUCGAGGAGGCCGUAAGUCCGUGUUGUUGCCACGAACGGGUGACUUGGUCGGCCGUCGCAAACGAUCCAAGGGAGGCAGGGCACCACGCAUUUCAGGAUGUCGUUCUCGCCGUACCAGCCUCUUUACCUUCAGCUUCUGGACUGAUGGAGAUCACAUUACAUCCGACGACUGAUGCCGCAACGCCAAGAGUGAGGGGGCAACUGGAAGACUGCAGGGAAUUCAUCAAGACAUCAUGGCCCCGACACCCUGGUGAGAGUGAUGACGAGCGGGACUUUUCCAGUGCAUCUGGUGUGGUCACUGUGGAGCGAGGCCCGUUCUGGUUCUUCAGGGGCGCGAACCAUGAUUGUCUCACAAACUUCCGGUUUUACGUGCUGUCGUCGCAACACCGGCUCCUGCUCACAACGCCAAAAUGGGCACAAUGCGAUGGGAAAUCUCCACAGACGAAAGUCACCUCCAUACGCGUGCCCGGAUGCCACCCGGAUUUCGAAUGGUGGCGAAAUUCAGAUGAAGAAAUGCACAUAGGAAGGCUAUGGUACGCCUACCAGGGCCUUCGUCUGGCAUACCGGGAAUGUUGUGACGAUGGAAUCAGCCGCCUACAUUCUCUCUUUGCGAAUCCAAUUCGCCCGGGAACGCGGCAGCGGGGUCGAUGACCGUGAUUUUGCUUGCUACUGCGCAUUCUUCGCUGCCUUCCUCAACAGCUGGAAUAAGGCUCACGAAUGGACAGAAAGCAACUUGCGUCACAUGUAUCC
Molecule: messenger RNA, 1462 nt
Organism: Parathielavia appendiculata
Lineage: Eukaryota; Fungi; Ascomycota; Sordariomycetes; Sordariales; Chaetomiaceae
Exons: 3
Coding region: 86-1363 (425 amino acids)
Source: RefSeq, a predicted model, not a curated record